Molecule: messenger RNA, 823 nt
Organism: Doryrhamphus excisus (bluestripe pipefish)
Lineage: Eukaryota; Metazoa; Chordata; Actinopteri; Syngnathiformes; Syngnathidae
Gene: isca2
Product: iron-sulfur cluster assembly 2
Biological process (GO): iron-sulfur cluster assembly
Cellular component (GO): mitochondrion
Molecular function (GO): 4 iron, 4 sulfur cluster binding; iron ion binding; 2 iron, 2 sulfur cluster binding
Source: RefSeq, a predicted model, not a curated record
AUAGCACAUUUCUGCCUGUUUUGAGGUGGGACUUCCUUGUUGUUUGUUAUGGAAGAUUUCACUAGUGGGACGAGCAAUGAUAUCUGCUUCAAAGUCAAAAGUGAUAAGCCUUGCGAGGGCUUCUGCUCUCCUGAAUAACAUCACCGGUAUACAACACUUUAAUCGGCCCCUCCGCAGCCCUCGGCACUUUUCCAAAGCUGUAGUGCUGCCUUUUAGCAGCGCCUCAACCCAGCACACGCCAGAAGCAUCAGGUCCCUCUGAAGACAAAGUCCACCUUACUGAGUCAUGUGUCAAGAGACUCGGUGAGAUCAUGGUGAAGGGUGAGUACUUAAGAAUUCACGUGGAAGGAGGAGGUUGUUCCGGUUUCCAGUAUAAGUUCUCAGUUGAUGGUAACAAGAAUGAGGAUGACAGAGUGUUUGAGGAAGGCGGCGUGGGCAUCAUUGUGGACCAGGAUAGUUUGGAGUUUGUGAAAGGAGCCACAGUGGACUUCAGCCAAGAAUUGAUUCGCUCCACCUUCCAAGUACUCAGAAAUCCUCAAGCUGAUCACGGCUGCUCCUGCGGCAGCUCUUUCUCUGUCAAAAUUUAACAUUUGUGUUCUGCAGCACCUUAACAAUGCCACUUGCACUACAGAGAUAUUGGCUUCAUACACGCAAAGUAUGUUUAUAUUAAUCAAACAUCAGGUUUUAUUUUUUUAUUUAACUGAUUUCAUUAAUAGCUAUAUUGUGGAGUUUUUGCUUCAUGCAUGUCAAGUAUGUAAAUAGCUCAAAUAAUCGUAUUUAUGUGGCUGAAAAUAAUUAAGUUCAAUAAAAGUGUUUUUAAAUUA